AUGGCGGUGACCAGCACCGACGAAUUUAACAAGCCCCCGAUAAGAGAAGCCUGGCUUCAAGAAAAGGCGAGGGCGCCGCCGCAGGGCAAUUACAAGAUCCGACUUUUCACCAGGGUGGAAGACGAAAAACGGGGCAAAGGUGGUGAAGCUUCGAACGGGACUCACAUGGUCAUGGGCAUUGCGAUGGUCAUGAGCGGGUGUGAGGACGCGAGGGGCGCGAGGGAAUCAACACAAAGGGCGACUACUGUGCUGCAAAUGCUCGACUGGACGCUGUCAACAUGGUCGGGAAGCCUGCUGUUCAGCGCUUCCACCCACGUGGGAGCUGUCAGCGUCUUCUACGCGUCCGACUCGACUCUGCGCAAGGUCGCCACCGUCGGCCUAAAUCUUGUCGGGUGGGCAGGUCAUGCUGCGAGGGGGCACGAGGGUGCCGGGGAUCAAGUCCAUAAAGAGAACAAGUCGGGAGCACAGCGAGUCUUACAAGAUGGAAUCAUAAGAAGCCCGUUGGGAUUGCAACAGCGAGGGCGAGAACCAGGAGAACCAAAAAGGCCGAAAGAGAGAGUGAGAGAGGACAAGAGAGAGUGA
Molecule: messenger RNA, 582 nt
Organism: Cladophialophora bantiana CBS 173.52
Lineage: Eukaryota; Fungi; Ascomycota; Eurotiomycetes; Chaetothyriales; Herpotrichiellaceae
Exons: 2
Coding region: 1-582 (193 amino acids)
Source: RefSeq, a predicted model, not a curated record